CAGCCCUGGCUCAAAAGGCGUGACCUUCAACGAGUUAAUAACCUCCAUGCCUCAACAACCCCUGUCUGUAAAAUGGGACCGGAAACGCACAGCUGUGUUUGGCAAACUUCGGCAGCCAGCCAGCUGUGCCCGGCGUCUGUCGACCCCACCGCUAUGGAGGUGCCCCAGCCGGAGCCGGAGCCGGCGCCGGACUCGGCUCUCCUCAGUCCGGUCGGUGCGCGCGGGAGCGCCCAGCGUCCCGGUCAUCUCCCGGGCCCCUGGCUGCGAUCUCCGGAGCGAGCGGCGGCGUCCUCUCCCGUCACCACCCUCACCAAGACCAUGCACAACCUCACCGGCCUGGGCAGUGAGACCCCAAAGAGUCUGGCCUUCCGAAACCAGCUGGUCCUGUCUAGGAGAGCAUCUGAAUCUUCCCUGUCAUCCGAGUCCUCAGAAUCUUCAGAUGCAGGUCUUGGCAUGGAUUCUCCCAGCCCUAUGGACCCCAAGAUGGCAGAGCAAACAUUUGAACAGGCCAUCCAGGCAGCUAGCAGGGUCAUUCGAAAUGAGCAGUUUGCCAUAAGACGCUUUCAGUCCUUACCGGUGAGGCUGCUGAGCCACAGCCCUGUGCUACGGAACAUCACCAACUCCCAAGCUCGGGACAGCUGGAAGAAGAGUGAGGCAGGUGGUGCAGCUGCCAACAACAGCCCAGGGAACGACAAAGAAAAUGAUGGAUUUGUCUUCAAGAUGCCGUGGAAGCCCACACAGGCCAGUCCUGCCCAAACUUUAGUGGACUGGGCCAGCCGCAGAGAGGCCUUUACCCAGAGACCAAACUCGGCCCCUGAUCUGAUGUGCCUCACUCCAGAGCAGAAGAUGGUAGAGGAGCUAGUCCCUGCUGAAGGGUCUACUGAGGAUGAUGAUGGGUUCGUGGACAUCCUAGAAACCGACUUAAAGGAUGACGCCGCUGUUCCCCCAGGCAUGGAGAGUCUCAUUAGUGCUCCACUGGUCAAAACAUUGGAUAAGGAAGAAGAGCAAGACCUCAUGGUGUUCAACAAGUGCCAGCGGCUCUUCCGCUCUCCAUCCAUGCCCUGUAGUGUAAUCCGGCCCAUCCUCAAGAGACUGGAUCGGCCCCAGGACAAGGACACACCUGUCCAGAACAAGCGGAGGAGGAGUUUGACCCCCCUGGAGGAGCUGCAGCAGCAGCCAGAAGAACCUAAAGCUCGUGUCCUCCGCUCGAAGUCCCUGUGUCAUGAUGAGAUUGAGAGCAUCCUAGACAGUGACCACCGUGGACUGAUUGGAGAUUAUUCCAAGGCCUUCCUGCUGCAGACUGUGGAUGGAAAACACCAAGACCUCAAGUACAUCUCACCAGAAACAAUGGUGGCGCUGUUGAUGGGCAAGUUCAGCAACAUUGUGGAGAAGUUUGUGGUUGUAGACUGUAGAUACCCCUAUGAGUAUGAAGGCGGACACAUCAAGUCAGCUGUGAACUUGCCUCUGGAACGAGACAUUGAGACCUACCUGCUACAGAGUCCUAUGGCCCUCUGUAACCUGGACAAGAGAAUCAUCCUCAUUUUCCACUGUGAAUUUUCAUCUGAGCGUGGGCCUCGUAUGUGCCGAUUCGUCAGGGAACGGGACCGUGCUGCCAAUGACUACCCCAGCCUGUACUACCCUGAGAUGUAUAUCCUCAAAGGCGGCUACAGAGAGUUCUUCCCACAGUACCCGGAAUUCUGUGAGCCCCAGGACUACCGGCCCAUGAACCAUGAGAACUUCAGAGCUGAGAUGAGAACCUUCCGUCUCAAGACCCGGAGCUGGGCUGGAGAGCGGAGCCGACGCGAGCUCUGUAGCAGGCUGCAGGACCAAUGAGGGGCCAGUGUUGGUCCUGCUACCUUCCUUGCUUGUGAGGCCUGGGGCCACUGGUCCCAUGGGCCUGCAGGAGGCCUCAGGUGCUAACCAGGGAAAGAUGGCUGGGGAUGGCCAUCUGCCCUUGUCCCCAACUCUCCUUGUCUCACUCCAAUCGUUUUCCAUAUCUCAGUGUAUUGUGUGUACUUUGUCACCUGAAGAGCUGAACCUGGUGAGCUAGGACCAGCUCAGAAGGAAGCAUCUCGUGUCUAGCAGGAGCCUUUAUUUUGCUUUUCUUCUUUCUUUUUUGGGUGAACUGUCUUUUAUGUGUCCAGAAAAGCCCUUUGUGUGUGUCAGCUGAGGCUGGGAGAGUCACAACCCUCCCAUGGCCUGGGAGGCAGUAGGCUGCCCCUGGUCUCUGCAAGAGUCAUGGUAUGUAUGUCACUUUGCUUUGCCUCGUUUUCUUUUCCUCUCUCCUGUCCUUCUGCACAAGCACCUACAAAAUCAACAUAAGCGCUUAACUAUUCCCUGUUCUAGUGUUACCUGCAGGUUUGAUUUUGAUACUCUGACUUUUAUAUGUUUCAGGACACAGUUACUGGCUGUAUAGACCCUCUCCCCCCACAACAGGGGUUAGAGAGUCAAACAUCAAUUACCCACAUGGUCCCGGCUUUUGUUCCCCCAGGAAUGUUCCUAUCUUUGGGGGUCUAGGAGCCCUGUCCCCACUGCUAUGAACCUUGUUCUGACCUGAUAGAACCUGCUGCUGCUAUUCUGUCACAGGCAGCUAGAUGGAUGGAUGGUCAUGGAUGCACAGUGCCUUGUACACACACAAACACCCACUGAGUAGAAGUGUUUUUGGUGU
Molecule: messenger RNA, 2668 nt
Organism: Dipodomys ordii (Ord's kangaroo rat)
Lineage: Eukaryota; Metazoa; Chordata; Mammalia; Rodentia; Heteromyidae
Gene: Cdc25b
Product: cell division cycle 25B
Exons: 17
Coding region: 73-1833 (586 amino acids)
Biological process (GO): protein dephosphorylation; positive regulation of G2/MI transition of meiotic cell cycle; G2/M transition of mitotic cell cycle
Cellular component (GO): nucleus; cytoplasm
Molecular function (GO): protein tyrosine phosphatase activity
Source: RefSeq, a predicted model, not a curated record